Messenger RNA from Mangifera indica (mango), 1310 nucleotides. RefSeq names its product annexin-like protein RJ4. Gene Ontology annotation, molecular function: calcium-dependent phospholipid binding; calcium ion binding. The coding region runs from base 140 to 1072 and encodes 310 amino acids. Gene Ontology annotation, cellular component: cytoplasm. Lineage: Eukaryota; Viridiplantae; Streptophyta; Magnoliopsida; Sapindales; Anacardiaceae. The record is from RefSeq and is a predicted model, not a curated record. The transcript has 6 exons.
CAACAAUAUUUAAUACUAACAUUUACUAGGGUUGAAACUUGGAUGCUAUAUAUUGGAAGGUGUUUUCUCAGGAUUUUCAUUCCAGGGCAUUGCUCAUCUCUCUAUUCAUACACACACUAAGAAACAUUCUUCAAAAACAAUGUCGACCAUUGUUGCUCCUCUCGAGCAUUCUCCUCUUGAAGAUGCUGAAGUUAUCUACCAGGCUUGCAAAGGAUGGGGGACUGAUGAGAAGGCAAUAAUUUCAAUACUGGGUCAUAGAACUGCAUAUCAAAGGCAGCAGAUCAGGAGAGCUUAUCAAGAACUUCACCAGGAAGACCUUGUCAAACGCCUCGAGUCUGAACUCAGAGGAGACUUCGAGAGAGCUGUCUACCGAUGGAUAUUGGAACCUGCCGAUCGUGAUGCUGUACUAGCCCACGUGGCCCUCAAGAAACUUCACCCUGCUGUGAUCAUCGAAAUCGCCUGCGUUCUAUGUCCCGAAGAGCUCUUGGCUGUGCGGAGGGCUUACCAGGCUCGCUACCAGCACUCCCUGGAAGAAGAUGUGGCUGCUCAUACCACUGGUGAUAUGCGCAAGCUCUUGGUUGGCUUAGUGAGUGCAUAUAGGCAUGCUGGUCCUGAGAUCAAUGAGAGAUUGGCUAAAACUGAGGCUGAAAUUCUUCAUGAAGCUAUCAAGCAUCAUGAUUAUGAAGAAACCAUCAGGAUUUUGACCACAAGGAGUAAGGCACAGCUCAUAGCAACUUUCAAUCGUUACAGAGAUGAACAUAGCAAUUCCAUUACUAAGAAUCUGUCAGACUCUAAGCAUCAGGAGUUUUCAGCUGCUCUGCGUACAAUCAUUCGCUGCUUCAUCGACCCAACUAAGUACUAUGAAAAGGUUAUCCGCAAUGCAUUGAAAGGGAUUGGGAGCGAUGAGGGUGCACUCACUCGAGUGAUCGUUACCCGGGCAGAGAAGGACUUGAGGCAGAUCAAAGAGGCUUAUCACAACAGGAACAGUGUCUCUCUUGAACAUGCAGUGGCCAAGGAGACUUCAGGGGACUACAAACACUUCCUUGUAACUUUGAUAGGCCAAGAAGGUUAAGAUUAUUGUCAUGGGGACUGGUCAGAUGGUGAAAAUUUGAAAUAAUGGGUGACUUGGUUGGACUUUGUUGGUCACUUUUAUUUGGCACUCUGAUCUUUUAUUUUUGUUGUGAGUUUCUUUAUGUGGGUUGUGUUUCUUAGUUAUGUCCCUGUCUAGUGUGCUUUCAGUUAGCUUUACUUCAAUGAGUAUCAGUCUUUUAUGAGUGCUAUCUAUAAAAUUUUAUAACUUGCUAUGGAUA